Molecule: messenger RNA, 1603 nt
Organism: Amaranthus tricolor (Joseph's coat)
Lineage: Eukaryota; Viridiplantae; Streptophyta; Magnoliopsida; Caryophyllales; Amaranthaceae
Product: protein IQ-DOMAIN 33
Exons: 6
Coding region: 107-1330 (407 amino acids)
Molecular function (GO): protein binding
Source: RefSeq, a predicted model, not a curated record
CUUUUUCCAAACAUCUUCAAAUAGAAGAGUAGAAGUAUAAGCAAUUCAAUAAAGAUAAUAAUGAUUGGUAGCAGUAUCAUUCUGAAAACUUGUUUUGUCAGCAAAGAUGGGCAUCACAGGAGAGCUAGUUAAGAGUGUCUUCUCCAAGACCAGGUCCAUUAAAACUCAUGAAAACAAUAUUAAAAACAGUGUUGUAGAGAGGAAAAAAUGGAAAGCAUCAGUAAAGUUGUACCUGUGUGGUGAUGAAUUAUUGGAUUCGGUUUUAGCAGAGGAAGAUUCAACUUCUGUCAAGAGUUCAGAAGCCAGUGUUAUGCAGCAGAUUCUUCAUCCUGAUGAUAGCCAUAUUAGUCAAGAUACCGUGAAACACGAAAAUGGAGAUCAAGAUCACAGCAGUUUUAGCUCAACAUUACUCAAUCAGGAUGCUGCUGCGACCAUAAUACAGUCUGCAUUUCGAGGCUUUAAGGUCAGGUGUGAAAUAAACAGACAGACUGCAAGUUUUCAGAAUUUCUUUGUAGGGGAAAUGAAGAGUCCAGACAGGGAAUCUUUGGCUACAUCUAUUGAAGUUUUAACUGGAAAUUCGACUGAUGUCGUCUCUAUACAAGGCGAAGCAUCUUCUGUUUGUACCAAACAACAGUAUAAACUCAAACCUCCGCUUUUUAAACCAAAGGAAGAUUGGGAUGAUAGCACACUAGACAGUACCAGCUCGAAAAUGAAAAUUCAGAACAGAUUAGAAGCAAUGACACGACGAGAAAGGGCGCUCGCAUAUGCUUUCUCCCAACAGUUAAGAGUCUGUUCAAAGAAGAAGCAUACAAAAUCUGACGACACAGAAUCAAAUAUGGGCUGGAGCUGGCUUGAGCGAUGGAUGGCUACUCGUCAUAUAGAAGCUUCGGCAGCAGAAGAUCGCAGCUGCAAAGAAUUGAACAACAAUGAGGCAGCAACAAGUACAAUAAAAAGGCAACCUUUUCUGAGGAAGAAGUUUCUAGAUCUAUCAUUUGAAGAGAAGGAGAGUUGUGGUUCCAAUGAGGUUCCUGUUCAGCUUAUCAGUUCACAAAAUCAAGAGAAGAAAGAUAAAGAUAACAGGCCAUGUGUUAGAAACAGGCUUAAAGCUCCAAAAAGCAUCUCCAGAAGGAAAACUGUGCCUACUUAUCACUAUCAGAAAGAACAUUUAGAGGUUAGCAAAAAGGAAGAAAGAAAGGAUGGAGGAAAGGAUAAAAGACAGAAGCGACAAAAAUCAGAAAGCAACAGUGUAUGCAAAGAUGAAGCUUCUUGGUUUCCAUCAACUUAUUCCGAAUCUGCUCAGAUGUCUCAGAAUUCAAAAUCAGAACCAUGAAAUGGAAACCAUUUGUUGAUAAAUGUUUAUAUCAGAAAAUAUGCAUGUGUUUCCAAAUAGCCUGUAACUAUGGAUCCAGUCUGACUCUUGUAAAUGGUACUUAUCUAAUAGUAUAAAUAUCAUCAUCUGAGCAUGUAACUUGGAUUAAAUCACACUAUCAUCUAUACAUUUUUCACCACUAACUACGAAUUGUUAUCUGCUAAAUUACACUGGUUUAGCAUCGCAUGUGCCAGUGGAUUCAGGGUUCGGAGUUCCACGGGCCCCAACUAAUGG